Molecule: messenger RNA, 1988 nt
Organism: Vespula vulgaris
Lineage: Eukaryota; Metazoa; Arthropoda; Insecta; Hymenoptera; Vespidae
Product: 3'-5' ssDNA/RNA exonuclease TatD
Exons: 2
Coding region: 170-1105 (311 amino acids)
Cellular component (GO): cytosol
Molecular function (GO): single-stranded DNA 3'-5' DNA exonuclease activity
Source: RefSeq, a predicted model, not a curated record
CAUUGCCGAAAUAUGAUAUACAAGUUUUAUUCCAGUUGUUAAAAAUAAUUGCGAGUAAUUUAGAAAUAUUAUAUUAUUUUAUAAGAAAUAUUUGCAGAUUUCAUAUUUUUUCUAUUACUUCGAAAGAGAGAUGUGUGCUUUAUUAUAGGCAUUUUUAAUUAAAUAAGCAAUGGCAGAAAAUGCUGCUAGUUCAAAUUCAGAGGAAAAUGCUAUUUCCUCAGCUAUGACUCGAUGUUACGAAAACUAUAUCAUUGUUGAUGUUGGUGCCAAUCUUACAAAUAAGAAAUAUAGUCGAGAUUUAGAUAGUGUGAUACAAAGAGCUAAAGAUGCAGGAGUCCAGAAGAUCAUGGUUACAGGUGCAAGUAUUCGUUCUAGUAAAGAGGCUUUAAGACUGACAAGAAUAUAUCCUGGUACGCUUUACUCAACUGCUGGUGUACAUCCGCAUGAUGCAAAAUCAUGGGAAAAUCCAGAUACUUUACAAGAACUUGAAAGUAUAGCUACAAAUCCAGAAUGUGUUGCGAUUGGAGAAUGUGGUUUAGAUUAUAAUCGUGAUUUUUCUGAUCCUGAGACGCAACGUACUGUCUUUCAUAAGCAAGUAGAGUUGGCAUGUCAAUUAAAUAAACCACUUAUAAUACACGAAAGAGCAGCACAGACAGAUGUAUUGGAAGUUCUGAGUCAUUAUAAGAACCGCUUACCACCAGUUUUAAUUCAUUCUUUUAUUGGAACAGCAGAAGAAGCACAAAUUUAUUUGGAUCAAGGAUUUUAUUUAGGAAUAACAGGCUACUUAUGUAAAGAUAAGUCAGAUAGCGGUAUAAGACAGUUGUUAGAAGCAGGUCAGGCACCAUUAGAUAAAAUAUUAGUUGAAACUGAUGCUCCAUUUAUGUAUCCUAAUACAAGAGCUAGUAAAUUACCUGUACGUGUUAAGGAUGCUUUAACUGAACGAUCCAUGACUUUUCUUCAUCGUUAUUGUACUUUUCAACGUAAUGAACCAUGUGCCUUGCCAGCUAUAGUUGAAAUGGUAGCAGCAUUUAUGCAAACAACUCCAGAAGAAGUUGCUUUGGCUACUGCUUUCAAUGCUUUGAAGUUAUUUGGUCUAAAUGCGUGAUUUAAAGAUGAACAAUAUCAAAAUUGUUUUAUAUGGUGGUGCUAGUUGGUGCUUCACAAGGUUUAGAUAUUGGUGCUACUAUAUGGUAUAUCUAUUUUUACUUUAAUAAUCUGAUAUUUAUUAUCUCAAUAUUUACAUCUAAUAAAAUAUUUUGUUGUAAUAGUUAUACAGAAAAAAUGAAAUAUUAAAAAGUAAAAAACUAUUGCAGCACCAAUAUUUAUGCUUAAUUGUUAUUAUGUCCUUUAUAUACACAAUUCUUUCUCUUUAUUAUUCAGAAUAAAAUUAGUCUUCAGAAAUACUGGAAUAAAUAAAAAAAUAGUUUUUACUAGAACAAUGUUGUGGAUUGUUACAUUGUUACUUUCAUACUUUUAAUUAUAUGUAAAUAAAAGUGAACUCGUGGGGCAUAUAUACUCCAAUGAAAUUUAUAUAUAUAUAGUAAUGGUUCUGAAGAAUAUAUAUUUUCAAGAAGAGAAAAAAGUAAAUUUUGUAUUACUACUUCUCAUUAAAAUCUUUUAUCUUAUACAACAUAUGAUUAAAUUUAUUAUUUUGUUUUAAUCUUGUCCAAUGUAUAUACGAAAAUUUUGCCAAGUUCAUAUUUAUAUAUUAAACAAUAUAUCAAUAUAUAGAUUUUAUCUUAAUUAUUAUUAUUAGCAAUAACUUAUAUAUCAUAUAUUUAAUGCUAAUUACCAAACUUCCUUCAUUUGUAUCAAUAUAUUAAUUCUUCGUUUCAAUACUAACAUAAUACAAUACAGUCGUAUAUACAAAUAAGAUCUUAAUUAUAAAAUUCACUUAGAGUUAAAAAAAUAGUUUUUACAUUAACUGUAAUAAAUAUUUAGUUUAUAAUUAUCCUUUUUUUUCUGUUAUAUAAUCUACUAUAAUUAUG